Messenger RNA from Penaeus monodon (black tiger shrimp), 5343 nucleotides. RefSeq names its product balbiani ring protein 3-like. Gene Ontology annotation, molecular function: serine-type endopeptidase inhibitor activity. Gene Ontology annotation, biological process: cell-matrix adhesion. Gene Ontology annotation, cellular component: extracellular region; basement membrane. NCBI's taxonomy places the organism in Eukaryota, Metazoa, Arthropoda, Malacostraca, Decapoda, Penaeidae. The record is from RefSeq and is a predicted model, not a curated record.
CCGCCACCGCCCCCGCCGCGACCGCUGCCGCUUCCGCCACAGUCCUCGCUACGGAUAUCGCUGCUGACGAUGACGAGGGGAUGAACGACACGCGCACGGUCUCCGCUACGAAUCCCGCCCCGACCGCCACCGCUACGGGAACCGCUACGGACGCCGCUACGAGCACCGCCACGGACGCCGCUACGGACGCCGCUACCGCUACCCUGGCGGACGUGGAGAUCCCGGUGGUGCGGCAGGACUUAGAGGAAAGGGAGAAGGAGGAAGAGGAGAAGGAGAAGAAGAAAGAGGAAGAGGCGUCAGCGGAUGCCAAGCCCGGUCGGUGCCCCUCGAGGCUGAUGGACCCUGCCCUGUGCCCGGAUGACGUGGCUGACCAGUGCCACGGUGACAGCGAGUGCGGGGGAGCUGCCAAGUGCUGCUCCACGGGAUGUGCGCGAGUCUGCGUCCGUCCAAUGAAGUCGACCUGCGAGCUCCAACGCGAAAACACCCUCCGUCGCGGGCGUGCUUUGGGCGUGAACCUGAACAGCCUGCUGCUCCCCGACUGCAAGCAGGAGGGGGACUUCGCGCCCAUCCAGUGCGACGGCGAGCGCUGCUUCUGCGUGGACAGGCACACCGGGUACGAGCUGCCGGGCACGAGGGCCAGGAGCAUCGAACUCGUCAACUGCUCGUCCCCCAGGCCCUGCUCGGGAUACCAAUGCCGGAUGCUGUGCCCUUAUGAGUUCGAGAUGGAUGAGGAAGGGUGCCCCGUGUGCGAGUGCCGCGAUCCCUGCCGAGGAGUGACAUGCCCCGGUGGCACUGCCUGCACCCUGGAGGAGGCUCCCUGUGCCGCCGAGCCGUGCCCGCCGCUGCCCACGUGUAAGCAGCCCCGCAGCCUAGCGACGAUGUGUCCCCUCGGCGACCCCCUCAUGAUGGACGAGAAGGAGGGGCGGCCCUUCCUGUGCGGCUCUGCGCCUGGCACCCCCCAGUGCCCCGCCCUCUACAAGUGCCACGUCAGGCAAGGACACGACUACGGCGUCUGUUGCGCUGCCGUGGACGAGCUGCAGAAGCCCGGCCAGUGCCCCGUGGAGGGCAGCGGCACCGUCGUGGUAGGCGUGGGCGGCGAGGAGGAGGAGAUGCGCUGCGGAGCAUCCUGUCUGCACGACCUCCAGUGCCCAUCCACGCAGAAGUGCUGCAUUUCCGAGAUCUGCGGCCAGCAUUGCGUGCAGCCAGCGAAUCUUACAGCAUGCCUCCAACAACGUAUGAUCGCCGAGCUCCUGGUGGUGACGGAGCGCGAGGGGAAGGGCUACGUUCCUCAGUGCCACGAGGAGAACGGCCUCUACACCCCCCGCCAGUGCUCUCGGAACGGCCUCAUCUGCUGGUGCGUCGACCCCGAGGGCAACAAGAUGCCGCGCACCCUCGCCGCCGCCCACGAGGUCGACUGCGCCAAGGUCGAAGCUGGUGCCCAAGCCCGCCACUCCUGCGGCUCCGAAGUGCUCUGCUCCACCAUCUGCGAGUAUGGGUACCAGCUGGGCGCCGACGGAUGCCCCACCUGCGAGUGUGACGACCCCUGCCAGGAGCUCACGUGCCCCGAGAACUCCACCUGCGUCAUGAGGAAGGACCCCGGGUGUGAGGGCGACGCCUGCUCCGCCACGCCCAUGUGUCUGACCAACGACUCGGAUGACCUCCCUGCCCCCCACACUACGCCCACGCCGGCCACCUGCCCCACCGGCCUCACGCCCUUCACUGUGGGCGGCGUGGUGGUGGAGUGCGACGCCCAUGCCCCGUGCCCAGCUGAUCACCAGUGCACGCCCCCGCCCACCGCCGGCGCGCCAUACACCUGCUGCCCUGUGCCCACCAUUAUCGAGGCCAGCAAGCCCGGCCAGUGUCCGUUCGUGGCGUCCGCAAGCGCCGAGCUGUGCGAGGGUCCGCGCUGCGCCUCCGACAGCGACUGCGGCUCCGUCACCAAGUGCUGCGUCGUUCCCGCAUGCGGCCCCCGGUGCGUCACGCCGCAGCCGCCGCAGAACCUCACCCUUGAAAGCGGACUUCUGCAGGGGCCCACCAUGUGCGAAUACCUGCGCGACUUGGUUGAGCUCGAGGGCGUGACCUUGGCCGUCCCCACGCCCACCUGUGACGAGAACGGCGCCUACGAGCAGGUGCAGUGCAACGCCCUCGGCCAGUGCUGGUGCGUCGACGACUUCGGAACGCAGAUCCCUGGCACGAAGGCAUCAUCCCGCGAGCUCGUUGUGUGCGACCGCGUUCGAGAGGCUCUGACCUGCGGCGAGAUGCUGUGUCGUCUUGGCUGCGACUACGGCUUCGUUUUAGAUAAGGACACGGCUUGUCCACUCUGCCAGUGUCGCGAUCCGUGCCAGGACGUGGAGUGCAGCGGCAGCCACGUGUGCCAGAUGGUAGACAUCCCUUGCGUGGACGGCGUGUGCCCCGCCAUACCCCAGUGCGUGCCCGUGGUGGAGGCAUCGGCUGCCCCUGCGUGCCCCCUGGGAGAGCCCUACACCCUGCCGGAGACCAACGCCACCCUGGCCUGCAGCCCCCGUGCCCGUGCCCUCGAGUGCCCUCAGGGGUACUCCUGCUUCGCCGACGACAGCACCGUAGAAGGCGUCUGCUGCCCCAGCCCUGGCAAGAAGCAGAAAGCCGGCCAGUGCCCCUUCCUGGUGCCAGUCCUGAGCGGGCACUGCGACCUCGAGUGCUCGGACGACUCUCACUGCCGCGGCGACGAGAAGUGCUGCUCCAACGGCUGCGGGACCCAGUGCCAGCAGCCGAUUGUCAUGACAGCCUGCGAGCACCAGCGUAACCUGCUGGAGCACCGCGCAAGGGAAGCCGGAAUCCCUGCAGGCCGCGUGUACCUGCCGCAGUGUGACGACGAGGGCGCCUUCCUGCCCACCCAGUGCCACCCCGCGACCCUGACCUGCUGGUGCGUCGAUACCCAGGGCCAGGAAGUGCCAGGCACCCGCGUCAGCCAGCCCGCCCACCCGAACUGUCAGGAGCCGCUGGUGUGCCCCGCCAUGAACUGCGACCUCGCCUGCCUCCACGGGUACCGCCUCGACGGCUCCGGCUGCCCCGUCUGCGCCUGCCGAGACCCCUGCGAGGAGGUGAGCUGUGCCACGCCCCUCGAGGAGUGCCGCAUCGUCCACGUGGCUUGCGUCGACGAGCCGUGCCCGCCCCUGCCCGUGUGCCUGCCGCGGCUGGAGAACCCCUGUCCUUAUGGCUCGCCCUUGAGAACCAACGAGAGCGUGGUGGAGUGCGGGCCGGAGGGAAGCACCUGCCCCUCGAGCCACAAGUGUCACCUCUCCCCCUUGGGCGAGUACGCACUCUGCUGCCCCAAGCCACGCGAGAUCUGCUACGAGCCCAAGGACGCCGGGUACUGCGAGGGCGCCAUCAAGAGGUGGUACUUCAACCCCGAGAGCAACAGGUGCGAGUCCUUCCGCUUCGGGGGCUGCAGCGGCAACCUCAACAACUUCGAGAGCCAAGGGGAGUGCGCUGCCACCUGCCCGGUCCUCACGUCGUGCGAGCGGAUGAGGGAGAAGAACCUCAGGAGUGCGGAUAAGAAUAAGAAGCUGAAGUUCAUCCCGAAGUGCUCGAAGGACACGGGGGCGUGGCUUCCGGAGCAGUGCCUGGAGGAGCUGGGCGUGUGCUGGUGCGUGACCCCCCAGGGCGACCAGGUGCCAGGCUCCCUCACCCGCGGGGCCCCCCAGUGCCAGGGCGCCGCCAGGGCCUCGCGCAGGAUGAACUUUGACCCCGCCACGCCCACCAAUAUGAUCUGCGAGCCCGGCCAGACCGUGCAUGUUUGCGACAAGCAGCUGUGUGAGAACCAGGUGUGUUUCUCGCACCCGCACGCCGUCUGCCGCGUCAACCCCUGCGGCGGGUGUUCCGUGCAGUUCGUGGACGCCUUCAACUCCCCCGUGAACUGCGAGGUGGGCCUGACGGAGUGCCAGAGGGAGCUGCAGAGGGUCCUCAACUCGCCCAUCUUCACCAGGCCCGCGCUGGCCUUCGCCGGUCGCAGGUUCCCGGCCUCCGACGACUCGGCCGACAACCGCGUGCACUACGACGUGGACCUGUACCGCAACGUGGACGUGUUCCACUUCCCGAUCGACCAGGCCGUCCCCGUCGACCCCACCUCCAGCGCAGCGCCCUCCGAGGACACGCCCCUCCAGGCGGGCCGUCGCGGGGGCCGCCACAUGAGCUUCGAGGAGAGCGAACUCGACAGGAGCCUCACCGUGUCCGGAGACGUCGUGGCUGAGGCGCAGGAGCAUCUGAGGAAGGCCAGGGCGCUGCCGCAGGAGACCGUGCCCGAGUCGCCCCUUGAGGAAUCGAGUCUCGUCGAUCCCGAGGACCUGGAGAUGCAUCUGGCCGGCCCCGCCCUCGAGGGAAGCAACUCCUUCGGCCUCGAGGACGACUUCCCUCCCCCGCGCCUCACCCUCGACGACACCUUUGAGGCUGUCCCUACUGAAGAGACGCCCGCCUCCGCCCAGGGCAUGACGGUCCAGGCCCCCGUGUGCGAAGCCGACGGAGGAUACGCCCGCGAGCAGCGAUCGGGCGGCCUGACGUGGUGCGUGGAUGCCAAGGGGCGCCCCAUCCACGAGACGCUCACCCGGGGACACGUGCGCUGCGGACCCAAUGGCCAGAUCCUGGAGCAGGUAUCCGUCGGGUUCGUGUGUCCGCGCGGCGCGAGGGCGAGGGUGUGCCGGAGCGAGUGCCUGCGGGCGUCCUGCCACUCGCACCCCGACGCCGUCUGCGUGGCCGACCCCUGCAACGACUGCAGGGUCUCCUUCUACAGCGCCAGCGGCGAGAAGGUGCACUGCGAGGGGCGCUGCUCUCAGCCCCUGGCCAAGGGCAUGUGCCGCGCCUCCUUCAAGCGCUUCUUCUACAACGCCUCGGCCGACCAGUGCCAGGAGUUCAUCUUCGGCGGCUGCCUCGGCAACGACAACAACUUCGUCAGCAUGGAGGAGUGCCGCUCAGAGUGCCAGAACACCGACAUCUGCAGCCAGCCGGUGCAGGCGGGCGUGUGCACGGGCGGCGAGGCGCGCUGGUACUACAACGUGGAGACGCGCAAGUGCGAGCCCUUCCUGUACAGCGGCUGCGGAGGGAAACGGGAACAACUUCCGCUCCAAGAACGAGUGCGAGUCACGCUGCCCAGACCUGGUGCUGUGCCCCUACUGGUCGGCGGCGAGCAUGGAGCCCCAGGAAUGCUCCCGAGCCGAGGCUUGCCGUAAUAAGACGUGCCCCGGCCACCCUCUCGCCUUGUGCCAGGUCGACCCUUGCUCUUGCACCGCCUCCUUCGUGGACGAGUCAGGCCGCCCACUCACCUGCCUGCCGCCCACUUCGCCGCCCAAGACUCGUCUCGCUUUCACUUUC